ACCCCCACAUAAUGAUGAUGAUUUAAAACAUUUUGAAGACAACCUUCGGGAGAAGAUGAAUAUUUUUCACAAUGAGGUUACUACAAAUGAAGCAACUGCAAAAGAAUUUAUUUUGGUAGAAGUGGAACUCGAUAGAAGCCAUGGCUACGGUGUUUUGGAUUACGGUAUCUAUAUACAAAAAAUCCCUGUUUUGGUGACAGAAGCCAAACUAUAUAAAAGCGAGAAAGCCAUUGCACAAACUCUAGUACAAAUUCACAGUCGUUUUUGGCGUUUUAUCCGAUGGAAUGGGUCAUUAGAAUGCCCAAAAGCAAAGAUAACUCAAGAAUACCCUUGUAUUUUUAAAAAUGAUAUGAAAGAAGCCAAAAGGGUGGUCUCUUACAUUGUAUAUGUGCUACAAGCACAAGCUAAAUCAUUGAACAAGGAGAAACCAUUCACUAUUAAUAACCAAAAUGCAUCUUCUACAAAAGAUAAGAAAUCUAUUAUUACCGAUUCCACCCAGCUCCAGAAAGGUGAGUCUAAAUAUUUAUUUGAAUCUCCAACAGAGCCUGUGAUAUCUAUAACAUCUUUACAACAAGAUAUUGUUGAUGACGAUUUGGCUAGUACCCUUGAAUUCAUAGAAAUGAUACAUAAAGAAAUGUGGCUAAUGAAAUAA
Racocetra persica is the source of this 652-nucleotide messenger RNA. Lineage: Eukaryota; Fungi; Glomeromycota; Glomeromycetes; Diversisporales; Gigasporaceae. The record is from the annotation of a GenBank genome assembly.